UCAAAUUUCCGAACUCAGUUUUUUAACUAAGGUCACAGAUUUCCGCGGUGAGAAGGGCAAAGGGCAAAUGGGGGCAUCUGAAUCUGUCGCCUCCAAAUUGAAUCAACAGCCACCGAUCGAUCAGAUAACCACUGUUUCUGAGAGGAUAGAGAACGCUGACCCUAUGUUGGAGAGGAUCCAGGCCUUAAAGAUCGCGACGCCACUGCUGAGAUCCCAGACGCCGUCGGAAGGGAGCUUGACAGAUAUUCUUGUCAGAAAACCAUCUUCUUCCUCCAACUCUAACAUUCCAGGCAGUCUGAAUCCCAAUGUCCUAUUGGAGCUCUUCUCUACAUAUCGUGAUUGGCAGGUAGAAAAAGCCAAGAAAAUAAGUAAGAGGCAGGAGGAGAUAGAGAACAAGAUUGAGACAGCAGAUGCUCUGGCUGGGAAGCUUCUCCAGCGUUUCAAUCAUUCAGCCUCUUCUAUGAGAACAACAGCGCACAGCCUUACUGAAGUGCAUCAAUUGCAGAUAGAGGUUGGGGAGCUCAAAGGCAGGCUCACAGAGGUAAUAAGUAACUGUGAUGCAUUAUGCAAGAGAAUUGCAGCAGAAGGACCAGAAUCACUUCGCAGAUCAGCCGUACCUUUUGCAGCAAGAGGGAUUUCUUCAACAAACCAUUUUUCAUCAAGAAACAAAUCAUGACAUUUAGUUUGUGCAUACUGAUAAGAAGUUAUUCAAAUUUGCUAUUUUGUUUAGCAUUUUCCGUACAAACUUAAUGUACCAGAUGAAUCACGAUUAAUUAUUCUUUGAACCGUCUGAAUUUGCUACGAUUUUACUGUCAUUUUGUUGCGCUUUUACAAAAAAGACAGUUAAAGGGUAGCAAAUAUUUAAUAUUUACUAAAUAAUUGAAUAUUUGCUGCGCUUUUAUAAAAGUGCAAUAAAAAUGCAUUUAUAAUUGAAUAUUUACUGACAUUUUGCAAAAGCGCAGCAAAUCCGGACGGUUCUCUCCAUCUGAUGUCUACAUAGAAUAAUUUCUCGAUGAAUCACAAGAAUAUUUAUUUAUUUUGUUUUUUAGUGACAAAUUUGCUUUUAGAUGUUAAUUUAGAUCUACAAAGUCAUACCUACAGAUGCAGAUUGAGCAGGGACUCUGCAGUAAGAUGAUUGCCAAUGGGAACUAUUUUUAGACUUUUUAUGAUUGCUUUUUAGAGUUGAUUGUUUCAUCAUCAUUAUUAUUAUGUGAAGAAAGAAGUCGGAAAUUUUACCAAUUGAGCGUUGACGCUUUGACGGCAUUCCUCAUCUAUUGAGCUUACCUUAAUUAGUUGAAUUCUUGAAGAACAAUA
Messenger RNA from Dendrobium catenatum, 1314 nucleotides. RefSeq lists its product as uncharacterized. NCBI's taxonomy places the organism in Eukaryota, Viridiplantae, Streptophyta, Magnoliopsida, Asparagales, Orchidaceae. The transcript is spliced from 6 exons. The record is from RefSeq and is a predicted model, not a curated record. Bases 68 to 676 code for a protein of 202 amino acids.